CGAUACAUAUAUAAAACAACUGAACUCACUGAGUCACUAUUCUUAAGACGCCAGCUUGAAUCUGCAAGAACAUCUACUUCAAUCUUUUCAAGUUCAACAAGGAACGAAAGAGAAAUGUCUGUUCAAGAGUAUUUGGACAAGCACAUGCUCUCUCGCAAAAUCGAAGACGCCGUGAAUGCCGCCGUUAGAGCUAAAUCGCCCGAUCCCGUUCUCUUCAUCUCUAAUCACAUGCGGAAAGCAGUUCCGUCAGUGAUAACGAAGAUUAAAGCUAGGCAAGUUUUGGAUAGCCGAGGGGUUCCAACUGUUGAAGUUGAGUUGUUCACCAAUAAAGGCAUGUUUCGUGCUUCUGUUCCUAGCGCCGAUCCUUCUGGAAUGUAUGAAGCUUUUGAAUUGCGUGAUGGGGACAAGGGAACUUAUCUUGGAAAUAGUGUGAAUAGAGCUGUGAAGAACAUUAAUGAAAAAAUAUCUGAAGCGUUGAUUGGUAUGGAUCCUACACUUCAAUCUCAAAUUGAUCAAGCCAUGUUAGACUUGGACAAAACAGAGAAGAAGAGCGAACUUGGAGUCAAUGCCAUAUUAGCUGUUUCAAUUGCAGCAUGCAAAGCUGGGGCUGCUGAAAAGGAGGUUCCACUGUACAAACACAUUGCUGAUCUUUUCGGAAAAAGCAAUCUGACUCUUCCUGUCCCUGCCUUUACUGUCAUAAGUGGUGGGAAACAUGCUGGGAAUAAUCUGGCUGUUCAGGAAAUCAUGAUUCUCCCAACAGGAGCUAGUAGGUUUGAGGAGGCUCUGCAAAUGGGUUCUGAAACCUAUCAUCACUUGAAGGCUGCUAUUACAGAAAAAUAUGGUGUGCAUGGAUGUAAUGUUGGUGAGGAUGGUGGUUUUGCUCCAAACAUUUCUAACGUGAAAGAAGGAUUGGAUUUUAUUAAAGAGGCCAUCAGCAGAACAGGUUAUGGUGAGAAGAUAAAGAUAGCUAUUGAUGUUGGUGCUUCUGAUUUUUGCAAAGGUACCAAGUAUGAUUUGGACUACAAAUCUCUAAACAAGUCUGGACAAAAUUUCAAGUCAGGAGAGGAUAUGAUUGAGAUGUACAAAGAACUGUGUGCUGAGUACCCAAUUGUAUCAAUUGAAGAUCCCUUUGACAUGGAAGACUGGGAACAUACCAAGUAUAUAUCUGGUCUUGGAAUUUGUCAGGUAGUAGGAGGUGACUUGUUGAUGUCAAAUCCGAAACGUGUUGAGAGAGCAAUACAUGAUUCCACUUGCAAUGCUCUCGUUCUCAAGAUAAAUCAGAUCGGAACAGUGACAGAGGCCAUUGAAGUAGUGAAGUUGGCUAAUGAUGCUCACUGGGGAGUGGUGAUAUCUCAUAGAUCUGGGGAGAGUGAAGAUUCUUUCAUAGCUGAUUUAUCUGUCGGCCUCACAUCAGGUCAGAUCAAAGCAGGUGCUCCUUGCAGAGGAGAGCGGCUGGCUAAGUAUAACCAGUUGCUUCGUAUUGAGGAAGAGCUUGGGGAUCAAGCAGUUUAUGCUGGUGAAGAUUGGAGGCAGUCAUACUGAUUUUAUUAGGUUGUAAACCUGUAUCUUCCUUUCUGAUGUAUGAGCCUUUUAAGUAUCUUCCCAUUGUUUACAAAACUUUGAUGGUGCCAGCAUUCUUUUCUCCAUGUAAUAUCUUUCCUUUUGUUUUCCACCAUUUGAGAGGAAUAGGUAGAUACAUUGAAGAUUUUGUAACUUGAAGAGAAGAGUUACUUGACUAGAUGAGAAACAUGGAAAAUGUUCUACAAAUUCAGUGUGAAAGCUGUUUGAAUGGCUUGAUGAAAAUAGUUCAA
Messenger RNA from Mangifera indica (mango), 1811 nucleotides. RefSeq names its product cytosolic enolase 3. Gene Ontology annotation, molecular function: phosphopyruvate hydratase activity; magnesium ion binding. Bases 115 to 1542 code for a protein of 475 amino acids. Gene Ontology annotation, biological process: glycolytic process. Gene Ontology annotation, cellular component: phosphopyruvate hydratase complex. The transcript has 13 exons. The record is from RefSeq and is a predicted model, not a curated record. Lineage: Eukaryota; Viridiplantae; Streptophyta; Magnoliopsida; Sapindales; Anacardiaceae.